Molecule: messenger RNA, 3624 nt
Organism: Coregonus clupeaformis (lake whitefish)
Lineage: Eukaryota; Metazoa; Chordata; Actinopteri; Salmoniformes; Salmonidae
Gene: cul3b
Product: cullin 3b
Exons: 16
Coding region: 178-2481 (767 amino acids)
Biological process (GO): ubiquitin-dependent protein catabolic process; protein ubiquitination
Cellular component (GO): Cul3-RING ubiquitin ligase complex
Molecular function (GO): ubiquitin protein ligase binding
Source: RefSeq, a predicted model, not a curated record
UAGUCCGCCAUUGCUGUGUGUGGAGAUCUACGUUAGAGCAACAUUGGCGUUUGGUUGUCAACAACCAAUUACGGAGCAGCGAGGAAGGUCGAGUGGAAGCUGUUCCACAAGUAUACUUCCCUGUACCUAACCAGAUAAUAUUUUAAUGUAAAUACAGAACACACAGACGAGGUAACCAUGUCCAAUCUGAGCAAAGGUGGCACCAAAAAGGACACCAAGAUGAGGAUACGAGCCUUUCCUAUGACGAUGGACGAAAAGUAUGUCAACAACAUCUGGGACCUUCUGAAGAACGCCAUCCAGGAGAUCCAGAGGAAGAACAACAGCGGGCUGAGCUUCGAGGAGCUCUACAGGAACGCCUACACCAUGGUGCUGCACAAACACGGCGAGAAGCUCUACACGGGCCUCCGGGAGGUGGUCACUGAGCACCUCAUCAACAAAGUACGAGAAGAUGUCCUCAACUCACUAAACAACAACUUCCUCCAAACACUGAACCAAGCCUGGAACGACCACCAGACGGCCAUGGUCAUGAUCAGAGACAUCCUCAUGUACAUGGACCGGGUGUACGUGCAGCAGAACAGCGUGGAGAACGUCUACAACCUGGGCCUGAUCAUCUUCAGAGACCAGGUGGUGCGCUAUGGCUGCAUCCGAGACCACCUCCGACAGACCCUCCUGGACAUGAUCGCACGGGAGAGGAAGGGCGAGGUGGUGGAUAGGGGGGCGAUCAGAAAUGCCUGCCAGAUGUUAAUGAUCUUAGGCCUCGAAGGGAGGUCUGUUUACGAAGAGGACUUUGAGGCCCCGUUUUUAGAAAUGUCUGCAGAGUUCUUCCAGAUGGAAAGUCAAAAGUUUUUGGCAGAGAACAGCGCAAGCGUGUACAUAAAGAAAGUGGAGGCGCGGAUAAAUGAGGAGAUCGAGCGCGUGCUGCACUGCCUGGACAAGACGACGGAGGAGCCCAUCGUCAAGGUGGUGGAGCGGGAGCUCAUCUCCAAGCACAUGAAGACCAUCGUGGAGAUGGAGAACUCGGGCCUCGUCCACAUGCUCAAGAACGGAAAGACAGAGGACCUGGCGUGUAUGUAUAAGCUCUUUAGCAGAGUGCCAAACGGACUGAAGACCAUGUGUGAGUGCAUGAGCUCCUACCUCCGCGAGCAGGGCAAGGCGCUGGUGUCAGAAGAGGGCGAAGGCAAAAACCCUGUAGAUUACAUCCAGGGUCUGUUGGAUCUGAAGUCGCGUUUCGACCGCUUCCUCCUAGAGUCGUUCAACAACGACCGGCUCUUCAAGCAGACCAUCGCAGGGGACUUUGAAUAUUUCCUCAACCUCAACUCGCGCUCCCCCGAGUACCUCUCCUUGUUCAUCGACGACAAGCUGAAGAAAGGCGUAAAAGGAUUGACGGAGCAGGAGGUGGAGUCGAUCCUGGACAAGGCCAUGGUGCUCUUCAGGUUCAUGCAGGAGAAGGAUGUGUUUGAGAGGUACUACAAACAGCACCUAGCCAGGAGGCUGCUCACCAACAAGAGCGUCUCGGACGACUCGGAGAAGAACAUGAUCUCUAAGCUCAAGACGGAGUGUGGUUGCCAGUUCACCUCCAAACUGGAAGGCAUGUUCCGGGACAUGAGCAUCUCAAACACAACCAUGGACGAGUUCCGCCAACACCUACAGUCAACGGCGGUGUCGUUGGGCGGAGUUGAUCUCACAGUGAGGGUAUUGACUACAGGUUACUGGCCAACGCAGUCCGCCACGCCCAAAUGUAAUAUCCCCCCUUCGCCUCGACAUGCAUUUGAAGUCUUUAGAAGAUUUUAUCUGGCCAAGCACAGCGGCAGGCAGCUCACGUUGCAGCAUCACAUGGGCUCUGCAGACCUCAACGCCACCUUCUACGGCCCAAUCAAAAAGGAGGACGGCUCAGAGGUGGGGGUGGGCGGUGCCCAGGUAACAGGCUCCAACACCAGGAAGCACAUACUGCAGGUGUCCACCUUCCAGAUGACAAUACUAAUGCUCUUCAACAACCGGGAGAAGUCUAUGUUUGAGGAGAUCCAGCAGGAGACAGACAUUCCGGAGAGGGAGCUGGUGCGAGCGCUGCAGUCACUGGCCUGCGGGAAGCCCACCCAGCGCGUCCUCACCAAAGAGCCCAAAUCCAAGGAGAUUGAGAACGGCCACGUGUUCACCGUCAAUGACCAGUUCACCUCCAAGCUGCACCGUGUCAAGAUCCAGACAGUCGCCGCUAAGCAAGGAGAGUCGGACCCGGAGAGGAAGGAGACGCGGCAGAAAGUGGACGACGACAGGAAGCACGAGAUUGAGGCGGCCAUCGUCCGCAUCAUGAAGUCUAGAAAGAAGAUGCAGCAUAAUGUACUAGUAGCAGAGGUCACCCAGCAGCUGCGGUCGCGAUUCCUCCCCAGUCCUGUAGUCAUCAAGAAGCGCAUUGAAGGACUCAUUGAGCGGGAAUAUUUGGCGCGGACACCGGAGGAUCGCAAAGUGUACACUUAUGUAGCAUAAAGGCGUGAAUUCAAUGAAACCUUACACAAAAAGAAACAAUACUUUUUUUUCUGGGACAUGGAAGUUUGUCUGAUACUGGGAAACACUGGGAAUCUUACUUUUGAAAAGAGACGUUUUUUAAAAAUAUAUAUAUUUUAGAUUUCUUCUGCUGAGAAGAGCUAAAUGGAGGGAUUGGAUCUAGCUUGGUUACAGUUUCAUGUUCCUAAUGUGGCCUUGGGAAGAAUUGGGGGAAGAGUGUGAAUGCAUCAAAUGUACUGCAUUCAAACCCAUUAAACAAAGGAAAAGAAAAUGAGCAUAAAAAAGAAUAGGAGACAUACGAAGCAAAUGUGGGUUGGCUACACGAAGACCAAAAAAAUGUUUGACAUUUCUCCCAUUUUAAAUGUUGAUGUAAAUGAGUUAUGUUUGUGUUUUUUCGUGGCACCAUGCUGGUUGUACAGGUUGUCAGAUACUAUUGGCCUUUUUCCCUCUAGGGUUGUAAUCAAAGAGAAGAGGAGGACAUGGAUGUUGUUGCUGGUUUGCAGGGAACAGGAGCAGGUGCUUUGAUAGCAUGCUUUGUCUUAUGGAGUGGUGGAAGAAGUCACAUAUGCUCUAUACAAGGUGUAUGUUAUAGUUUUUUUUUGUGUUUUUCUUUUUCAAUGGGGCCUAUUGUAAAAUUGGAUCGUCAGCCCAGAAAAUAUUUCUCCUUGGAAUUGUAGGUUUCUCCCAAUGCAGAUCACAAAGGGGAAGUUUAUUUUUUUCUUCACUGCAUUUCAAUUGGAACCAAUUUAGCACCAUGUUUUAAUGUGUAUAAAUUGUAAAAUAAUUAUUGUACUCACUAAAGUGGACUGUACAGGGCCUAGUUUUCAUCAUAUUAAAUGUAGAAAAAGAAAAUGUACAUCGAAGGGAAUUUCGCCUCCUCCCUGUUUUACAACUCUGUGUCUUGUGUAUCCCUCUCUGAGAGCAGAGAGAAAACCACUGUAAAUUGUAUGGUGAAAUACAGUAUCUCCUCCUCUGACCAUAAUUAAAGCCUAAUGCAUAGAGGGAACCACAGUCAAACUGUUAAGCAUCCAAGAAGAACUCAAAAUAGCUAUUUGUAUUGCUUUCAAACAGUGGUAGCCAACUUUGAGACACUGCAUUUGCUUUAUAAAUAUGUUUCUUGCUGAA